AUGACGGGCAAUGCCGGGGAGUGGUGCCUCAUGGAGAGCGACCCCGGGGUCUUCACCGAGCUUAUUAAAGGAUUUGGUUGCCGAGGCGCCCAAGUAGAAGAAAUAUGGAGUUUAGAGCCUGAGAAUUUUGAAAAGUUAAAGCCAGUUCAUGGGUUGAUUUUUCUUUUCAAGUGGCAACCAGGAGAAGAACCAGCAGGCUCUGUGGUUCAGGACUCCAGACUGGACACAAUCUUUUUUGCCAAGCAGGUAAUUAAUAAUGCUUGUGCUACUCAAGCCAUAGUAAGUGUGUUAUUGAACUGUACCCAUCAAGAUGUCCAUUUAGGAGAGACAUUAUCAGAGUUUAAAGAAUUUUCACAAAGUUUUGAUGCAGCUAUGAAAGGUUUGGCGCUGAGUAAUUCAGAUGUGAUCCGACAAGUGCACAACAGUUUUGCCAGACAGCAGAUGUUUGAAUUUGAUGCUAAGACAGCAGCAAAAGAAGAAGAUGCUUUUCACUUUGUCAGUUAUGUUCCUGUUAAUGGAAGGCUGUAUGAAUUAGAUGGAUUAAGAGAAGGACCGAUUGACUUAGGUGCAUGCAAUCAAGAUGAUUGGAUCAGCGCAGUGAGGCCAGUCAUAGAAAAAAGGAUACAGAAGUACAGUGAAGGUGAAAUUCGAUUUAACUUAAUGGCCAUUGUGUCUGACAGAAAAAUGAUCUAUGAACAGAAGAUAGCAGAGUUACAAAGACAACUUGCUGAGGAGGAACCCAUGGAUACAGAUCAGGGCAGUAAUAUGUUAAGUGCUAUUCAGUCAGAGGUUGCCAAAAAUCAAAUGCUUAUUGAAGAGGAAGUACAGAAAUUAAAAAGAUAUAAGAUUGAAAAUAUCAGAAGGAAGCACAAUUACCUGCCAUUCAUUAUGGAAUUGUUAAAGACUUUAGCAGAACACCAGCAGUUAAUACCACUAGUAGAAAAGGCAAAAGAAAAGCAGAAUGCAAAGAAAGCACAGGAAACCAAAUGA
This is a messenger RNA of Rangifer tarandus platyrhynchus (Svalbard reindeer), 990 nucleotides long. Lineage: Eukaryota; Metazoa; Chordata; Mammalia; Artiodactyla; Cervidae. The record is from the annotation of a GenBank genome assembly.